This is a messenger RNA of Rhopalosiphum maidis (corn leaf aphid), 1763 nucleotides long. RefSeq names its product membrane-bound alkaline phosphatase-like. The transcript has 6 exons. Lineage: Eukaryota; Metazoa; Arthropoda; Insecta; Hemiptera; Aphididae. The coding region runs from base 113 to 1708 and encodes 531 amino acids. Gene Ontology annotation, biological process: dephosphorylation. The record is from RefSeq and is a predicted model, not a curated record. Gene Ontology annotation, molecular function: alkaline phosphatase activity.
AACAUUGAAAUAAAAGAAGUUUUUUAUUCAUUUAGGUCUUUAGAACAAAGUGUUGAACUCUACCAUAUGGUAGGUAUACGAGUUUUGUGACACUUCCGUCAAUCAGACAAUCAUGUGGACAUCUAUCGUAUGCUACUUAGUCUGUGCGCUACAGGUGUCUGCAGCCGCUACCGCUCAGGAAUCAGAUUCUAAAUACUGGAUUGAAAAUGGAAAACGAAUGUUGGAAGAAAAGUCGAAAUUACAAUUACGAACAAACAAGGCGAAAAAUGUUAUAAUGUUCCUAGGAGACGGUAUGUCAUUAACCACGUUGACGGCUGCUCGGAUAUAUAAAGGUCAGUUGCAGAACAUAUCAGGCGAAAGUGAACACUUGAGUUUUGAACAGUUUCCGUUCACCGGAAUAUCAAAGACGUAUUGCGUUGACAAUCAAGUGGCCGAUUCAGCAUGCUCCGCUACAGCAUAUUUGUGCGGUGUUAAAACUAAUAAAGGCACUAUUGGAGUAACGUCUAAAGUACUCUUAGGAGACUGUCCGGCAUCGGUGCCUGAAGAGCACCGCGUGACUUCCAUAAUGCAAUGGGCGCAAUGGGCUGGCAAGGCAACCGGAAUUGUUACCACGACCCGGGUUACCGAUGCGUCUCCAGCAGGUACUUAUGCACAAACAGCGCAUCGGGACUGGGAAUCUGAUUUAGAUAUGAUAACGAAAUCCAAUGGAACAACGAAUAUCACGCUUUGUACAGACAUAGCUAAACAGCUUAUAACAAAUGAUCCUGGUAGAAAUUUCAAAGUUAUCAUGGGCGGUGGUCGUGAUAAUUUUUUGAAGAAGGAAGUGAAUUCCACAGGCAAAAGAGUUGACGAAGACUUGGUUAUUAGUUGGAAGAACGACAAAAAAACUAGAUUCGGUGAUAAAAUAGCUAAGUACUUGACGACUAGAGAAGAAUUAAUAAAAACAGACAUGUCCAAAACUGAUUUUGUGUUAGGUCUUUUUCAUCCGAGUCACAUGGACUACAGAUUAAAAUCUAAUUUUGUGACGCAGCCCACGUUACAGGAAAUGACCAGGAACGCUAUUCAGUUGCUCCAGAAAGAACCUAAUGGCUAUGUUCUUUUUGUAGAAGGGGGGCUUAUUGACAAAGCACAUCAUAAGACAUGGGCAAAAAUCGCACUAGAUGAGACGUUAGAAUUUUCAAAAGCCAUAUCAGACGUUGUGGCGUUGACAAGUGAAGAUGACACAUUAAUCGUGGUAACUUCAGACCAUGCGCAUACCAUGUCGAUGGCUGGUUAUCCUAAACGAAACGCUAAUAUUCUUGGUUUAACAAAUGAACUUGCCAUGGACAAUAUGACGUACACAACUCUGAGCUACGCCAAUGGUCCAAAAAAAUCCUUCACAAAUGAUAGCACGUGUCACAGGGUCAACGUGACUAGCGAAGAUAUAAAAAAAAUCGAUUUUGAAUAUCCAAGUCUAAUCGAUCGAUCUAGUGAGACUCAUGGAGGAGAUGAUGUAAUGGUAUUUGCGAGAGGUCCCAUGUCUCAUUUAUUCAUUGGGAACUACGAACAAAAUCAAAUUGCUCUAGGUAUAGCUAUGGCAGCUGGUAUUUCCACAGAUUAUCCAACUUCUAACACCAGUAAUGUUGUUCGAUUGCAAUUUGCUGGACAAGCAAUUCUUAGCAUGAGCAUAUUGAUAAGUCUUGUGCAAAUUUUAAAGUAUAGCUCAUAGAUUUUAAAAAGUUUAUUAUAAUAUUUAUUUUGUAUUGUUUUUAUAUUUGUUAGUC